Molecule: messenger RNA, 1245 nt
Organism: Microdochium trichocladiopsis
Lineage: Eukaryota; Fungi; Ascomycota; Sordariomycetes; Xylariales; Microdochiaceae
Exons: 1
Coding region: 172-909 (245 amino acids)
Source: RefSeq, a predicted model, not a curated record
GGGGGGUGUCAGCCUAUUUAUUGCCCUUCUGUUCGGUUGUCGUAAAUUCCUCUAUUCCUUUACUUCCUUCUCGUUCUAAGCUUUGCGUCCCCUUCCAGUGUUUUUAGGGCCCGAAUCUGUCCGCGAACCACAACGCAUCGCAAUCCUCCAGCCCUUUCCUACUUCGCCACUAUGGCUUCAGACACCACCCCGUCCCCUCAGCCUCGUCCUCUGCACUACGAUCAGGACCCGUCUCGCUUUCCGCUCGAGGGCGGUUGCUCGUGCGGUCUAAUCCGCUACGCCAUCCUGGCUGCCCCUCUAAUGGUACACGACUGCCACUGCACUGUGUGUGCCCGCGAGGGUGGCGGCACGCAAGCCAUCAACAUAAUCAUAGAGCAGGCCAAGUUCCGUCGCCUCCCGCCAGCCAAGCACAACACGGUACCCCUAAGCCGAGCCGACGAGGAAGCUGGUAAAGCCGCCUCACGUUGCCUUCCCGAGCUGCCAAAACCAGCCAGUCUCGGCCUCUACCCCGACGCAGAUGGCAUCUUCAAACCACUCGUCGUCGAGACACCGUCCCAAUCUGGACUCUACCAGUGGAUUGCCCGUUGUCCUCGUUGCUUUGUGGCUGUAUACUCCGAGUAUGCCAGUGGGCCGUUCGUCAAAUAUGUGCGUGGAGGUACCCUCGACAAGGCAUGGUUGAUUGGCCCGGAUGUGCACAUCUUCACCAGGUCGCGGCGGGACUUUCAAGGACCUUUUCAGGAUGGCAAGCCUGUGUUUGAAGAAUUCUACGACCGUAACGAGGUGUGGCGGGCGGACGCACUGGAAAGAUGGAAUGCGCUGUUGCCUGAGAUUCGCGAGUGGCAGAAACCUGUAAUCGAGAAGUGGAAAGAGUACAUGGCCAGCCAGGAGUCUGACAACGCCACCAGCUGAUGACAGUCGCCCAGAGAGUGUACUCAUCACCGUGGCUGAUAGCGAAAAGACAUGAAGCCAUACUGGUACUCAAGUCUCAAUACACGACGAUGCCGCAGUGGCUUUGGAGGCACCAGAGACAUGUGCUGCCACUGUGCCUCUGGUCCUCCGGUAUGCUCUGUACAGGGGGUCGCGCCUACUCGAACUCUGUCGCUGCGAUGAAUAUCGAUUUUCCACGUUAUUACUAUUAUUGGUAUUUGCUCGAUCGCGCAGUAUGAAGGUAAAGCUUGGUUAGGUAGUAAAUAGCAUUGCCGCAGAGGUUGGAACCGCUUGAGUGACACGCGUUGCCAACAGCUC